Molecule: messenger RNA, 1929 nt
Organism: Volvox carteri f. nagariensis
Lineage: Eukaryota; Viridiplantae; Chlorophyta; Chlorophyceae; Chlamydomonadales; Volvocaceae
Exons: 4
Coding region: 1-1929 (642 amino acids)
Molecular function (GO): nucleic acid binding
Source: RefSeq, a predicted model, not a curated record
AUGCUUUUAGGCGAAGUUGAUGGCGGAGCUGCGUCGGCAUCCCAGCCAGAGGAACUUCUCGCGCUGGACCAGCUUGUCCAGGCCAGCGCUGGUCCCUCUUCAAGCAUUCAACAACCUACGGUUAUGCAGCAGCUUGCGAGCUUGCCCACCCAGAUUAUGGUGACGCAGGUUACUGAUUCGAUGCAGGCUGCCGGCCUCGUGAAUUUUACUUUUACGCAGUCGGCGCAUUCGUCCUUUGUGCUUAACACGCACCUGGACCAGACGGGUUCGACUAGCGUUGGGGUUCUUACGCAGGCGCUUCGUGUUGUCCUGGCAGCACGCAAAAUUAACCAGCAGGCUGUUGCGCGGUUCGACCUUGGCUUUGUGCCUUUCCUAGUUACGGAUGCUGCGGAAGGCAUAGGCCUUCUCAUCUACAAGUGCUCUCUUAACCAGGAUAAGACCCGUGGAUCGGUUUUAAAGGUGGAUGUUACCAGCAACCCGCUAGUGGCUGGUAUAUCGUUGUUCCAGAUGUUCCAAGCGGGGACACAGCCGUUGGAAGUCAUCUUCACCGCCGAGGCGUCGAAGGUGGCGAUGCAGGCGGUGUCUAUCAUGCGAAUCAACUUGGCAAACAAUGGGCGCGACGUGCUGCUGCUGCUCUCAACGGUCGACUACACAGCGGAUGCAUCGGGACCGAAGAACUACUUCCUCCUCAAGCUGAGCUCAAUAACACCACCGCUACCCUGCUUUCAGCACCAAAUUGAGGCAACAAAGCCGCCGACAGCGUUCAUGGCGCCUGCGGGUGACGGUACCCUUGUCGCGCAUACGCCUGGAUUACCCGCUGCCGCUGGGGUGGGGGCUAUUCCGCAACACAAGCAGUUACAUGUGCACACGGGGUCGAGUCUGGGCCCGCCAGCCGCUGUGAUUGCAUCGGGCCACUUGCCGGUCGCCAUGGCGCAGGCCGCAGCAACUAAAUCGCAAAGCGUGACACCGGCGCCGAUGGCUUACCCUCACGGCCAGGCUGGAGCAGGGGCCGCGGCGUCGACGGGACCCAUGGGGCUACCUGCUGCCGCUGCUGGCAGUUCUAAGCAGCAGCGCGCGCGCAAGGCGGAUUACGUCAUCGUCACGGAGGACACAGCUAUUAAGAACGCGGCGGGCGCAAUAGCGAAGGUGCUCGGCCGUGUGUCCAAUCAGGGCCAGUGCUGCCCCGUCUACACUGAGAAGAAAACGGAGUCAUUUACGACAGUGAUUUCUGUGGCCGUGAAGGCCAUUGCCGUGGCCCGUGGCUAUGUCUGCAAUGAGGGCAUGGGGAAUGAGCACUCUCACCACCAGCACAUGGCAGGCGGCAUCAUGGCGGCAGCCGCAGCGGCUGCUAAGGGACCUCACGUCGCUGCCGGGCUGCACCUGGGGCUGCAUGGGCCGCUCAUAACUGCAGCCGGUCUCGCGGUUGGGGGCGGGAAGGGGCAAAACCCGAUGGACGCGUAUGAGCUGCUGGACGAGGAUGCGCUUACGGAUGAGCGGUGUGAGUUGGCGUUCGAUGUAUUCAAGGUGCCGCAGCUGCACGAGCUCCAUGAUGCGGGUAACCUGCCCGUCAAGGUCACGGCGCACAGCCGGCCUAACGUGGUGUCCAACAUUAUCUCUAAGCUGGUCAGUGAGCGCAGCGGCGCGGUGCUGAUCACUGCCGGCGGCAAGGCCAUGCACGUGGCCAUGACCGCCGUAGUUUCGGCGCGCGCGCGCCUGAAGGCGAAGGGCAUUGAUAUCAUUCUGCUGCCCAAGUUUGUGACAGUGGACACGACGAGCACGCUUGGGUGGGAGUCCGUGUUCCUACGGUUCACCAUUGUGCGCUGGGCACCCGUGUCGCCACCUAUGGCAGCGGCCACGGCGUCACAGCUUCAUUCAGCGGACACGAUGGUUAUGGCAGGAGCACACUACCUGCUACCUCAGAUGGGUUGA